This is a messenger RNA of Sinocyclocheilus anshuiensis, 1047 nucleotides long. RefSeq names its product carbonic anhydrase 2. The record is from RefSeq and is a predicted model, not a curated record. NCBI's taxonomy places the organism in Eukaryota, Metazoa, Chordata, Actinopteri, Cypriniformes, Cyprinidae. Bases 253 to 1035 code for a protein of 260 amino acids. Gene Ontology annotation, biological process: regulation of pH; carbon dioxide transport. Gene Ontology annotation, cellular component: cytoplasm. Gene Ontology annotation, molecular function: zinc ion binding; carbonate dehydratase activity. The transcript is spliced from 7 exons.
AAGAAUGUAGCAGCAGAUCAAAGCAGAAGAUUCCCUCCGCCGACGAGAUCCCGCAUUCCGAGAGAGACGCGGAUGGAGAGAGCGCUCAGUAUCGAUCUCUCUGUAGCUCCUCCUGCUGCUGAUCACAUUUAAUGUACGGUCAUGUGGGCGAACAGCGUCCAGAAAACCGCUAUAUAAACCCCCAGCUCAUCUGUCCGAGGACACUGACACUGCAUCAGGACACUUGAAGACUCUUGCGGCGCAGCUGUCAUAAUGUCUAACGGAUGGGGAUACGCAGACCAUAACGGACCUGAGAAAUGGUGUGAAAACUUCCCCAUUGCUAAUGGACCUCGCCAGUCUCCAAUAGACAUUCAACCCAGUGGAGCAUCUUAUGAUGAAUCACUGAAACCGCUUAAACUGCAGUAUGACCCCUCCACUUCACUGGACAUCCUAAAUAAUGGACACUCCUUCCAAGUGACCUUCGCCGAUGAUGACGACAGCUCAACUCUGACGGAAGGCCCGAUCUCAGGCAAAUACAGACUCAAGCAGUUCCACUUCCACUGGGGAGCCAGUGACGACAAGGGCUCCGAGCACACAGUCGAUGGGAAAUGCUACCCAGCUGAGCUCCAUCUGGUCCACUGGAACACAGAAUAUCCCAGCUUUGGGGAAGCAGCCAGUAAGCCUGAUGGUCUUGCUGUGGUUGGAGUUUUUCUAGAGAUUGGCGCAGACAAUCCUAAUCUUCAGAAGCUUCUGGAUGCUAUGGAUGCAAUCAAGUGCAAGGGAACGCAGACCUCAUUCACAAACUUUGACCCAACCGUCCUGCUCCCAGAGUUUCUGGAUUACUGGACGUACCUGGGGUCUCUGACCACCCCUCCCCUGCUCGAGAGCGUCACAUGGAUCGUCUGCAAGCAGUCAAUCAGCGUCAGCUUGGAGCAGAUGAAGAAAUUCCGAUCUCUGCUUUUUACAGCAGAGGAUGAGGAGGCCUGCUGCAUGGUGAACAACUAUCGCUCCCCUCAGCCUCUGAAAGAUCGUGAGGUCCGUGCAUCUUUCAAAUGAAGGAGGGCAACC